Molecule: messenger RNA, 1857 nt
Organism: Trichobilharzia regenti
Lineage: Eukaryota; Metazoa; Platyhelminthes; Trematoda; Strigeidida; Schistosomatidae
Source: the annotation of a GenBank genome assembly
CCUUGUACCACAUAGAUGUUGUGAUUCAAUCAACGGCCCUGACGCGUUUUUCAAAUUUCUCCGUGACUGGCGUAUUUCGUCGGUUGCGUUCGUUUCUCACUUCCCAACUGUUUAUGCUCGUCUUACCUCAGUUGACGUCGACCAUCAUAGAAAAGGUGCAGUAAUCCAGCUUGAAGUACUACCGACUGGUAUAAAAUACCUGGUUCGGACAGAGUUCUGUGCUGGUAGCGCAUAUAGCAGAACUCCGUGACUCACUUCCAGCCUAGUGACUCCACCUGGAUACGUGCACAUUAAAUGUUUUGUGAUUGAAUGGAAUUCAUGUGGAAUAAGGCUGAACGAUUUAAAUGGAUGAGCCUUUUCUUCAUUGGUGCACUUGGUCUUUAUGCCUCGCGUGCAAUUAUGCCGAUCGCUUCGGUAGAUAUUGCUUCAGAAAUGAAUUGGAAGCGUAGGGAAAUGAUAGUCUUUUCUCUUCUCUAGGGUUUCAUGAUGGGUGUCUUCUUUUGGGGUUAUGCUGUCACCCAGUAUCUCGGUGGUUAUUUAAGCGAUAUGUUUGGCGGAGAGGUUGUCAUUGCAAUCAGCUCACUUGGAUGGUCGUUACUAACUAUUUGUUUUGUAUGUCUGCCAAGUAUCAACUUUGGCAUUUAUAAUGUGUAUGGGUUUUUCAUCGUCACAAGAUUUUUCUUAGGAGUAUUUCAAGGAUUUUAUUAUCCAAGUUUAGCAAGUUUAAUGGCUAAUCGUGUACAAGUAGCCGAUAGAAAUUUCACUUUUGCUGUGAUCAGCGCUGGUGCACAUUUAGGUACCCUUUUAUGUGGAUCAUUAGGUUCCUACUUGGUGACUACAGAAGGUUGGAGGACUCCAUUCUGUUUGAUUGGAUUACUUUUUCUUGCAUGGUCUUUCAUCGUGUAUUGUGUUGCUAGCCGUAGUGCAUGGAAGUUACGCAGAUUGCAUUUAAUUCUUCCAAGAAUUUUAACAAAUACCUAUAUAGCUAGUAAAGAUGUAUUGUUAUCAAGUCAUGGACAACAUGAUUUAAAUGUUGAAGAGAAAUUGAUGCCUUCAGAAUCAAAAUUUGUGUAUAUAAAAUCAGAAAUUUUUCAGAAAAAUUUGGCAUCUAAAUCACAUACAGCACCUUUAAAUUGGUCCAUUCUACUAAGAAAUAAGCCAUUUUGGGUCAUGCUUUUGGCUAAUUUUGUACACAAUAAUACCUUUUAUAUCAUUCUCAACUGGUGUCCUACCUACUUUCAUGACAACUAUCCAGAUGCACGGAGUUGGGUUUUUAACAUGGUCCCGUGGUUUAUUAUCUUCCCGUCCACCUUGGCUGCUGGUGCAUUAGCGGAUCAUUGGAUAAAGGCUGGUGUAUCUGUGACUUUAGUGAGAAAGAUAAUCACCACAGUUGUACUAUUGGGAUCAUCGUUAUUCCUUUUUAUUCUCGCAUCAUUGGAUAAUUAUUAUGGAUCACUGAUGUGUAUGGCAUUUGCAUUAGCUUGCUUAGGUUUUCACUGUAGUGGUGUACUUUUAAAUCCUCAGGAUAUGGCGCCAAAUCAUGGUGGUCAGCUAUACGGAAUAAUGGCUACUGUGGGUACUUUUCCAGGAUUCGCUGGCGUCUAUAUGGUCGGCUAUCUACUGGAGACUACAAAUCAAUGGUCUGUGAUAUUUAUCCUUACUGGCAUGAUCAGUAUAGGCGGCUGGAUCGGAUAUAUUUUGUACGGAUCAUCGGAGGUGAUCUUAUAAGAAUUAUUAUUAUUAUUAUUGUCAGUCACUGACCUUCUUUCUUCCUUUGCUUGCUAUGCACUACUCAUGUACACACUACCACUGAAACUGUAUUUUCUUUUUCACUUAUAUAUAUAUAUAUAUAUAUAU